CACCGAGGCAAAGCAGGGAGGAGGAGGCUGCUGGCUGGAGAGGGGAGCUGGCGGACGGCAGCAGCCCAGAGGCAGAGAGACCAUGGGCGCUGCUAGGUAAUAGCCACCUCAACUGGGAACCCCCCCUCCUCUUCGCAGGCCACCCCCUCCAAAGCACAAGCAACUCCCCCUCUCUCGCCGCAGGGAAGAAAGAAGAACAAGAAGGUGUGCGCGGGGGAGACAGGCUCUCCUGCACUGAGAUCCCUGUGAAGGAAGAAGGGAGUGGAAAAAAGGAGGGGAAGGAGGAGAGAGAGGGGGGGGAAAAAAAAGCGAAGCAAACCAGGCGAGCCAAGCGAAAGGAGCUGCUUUUGGUGCGUGUGCUGGUAGCCGAUGCAAGGACUGGAAAGGCUGCCUCGAAGGAGGGGAGCUGCAGCCAGAAGAGAAGGAAGAGGAGCUAAAGGCUGCAUUAGCAUUUACUAGAGAGAGAGCGCGAGACAGAAGAGAGACUGGGGGGGCUGGUGAUCAUUUCAGCUCCUGUCAUUAUAGGAUCAUCCCCUGUCACUUCUCACCCAUCCGUCGCUUGUAUUUUGUCAGGGCUGGGUGGGAGGAGAGCUGGGGGCAACUGUGGUUUUUUAUUUUUUAUUUUUUAAACUGUCCCUGCCUCCUGGUCUUUCUGAAAGACAGGCACACAGAGAGGGAGCGGAUCAAGCCUUUCGGGAGGAAAGACACAGGCUCCCCACUUUUUAAAAAUACACAGAUCUGGGUGAGCAGCCGCGUCGAGGAUUUUUUUUUUUUUUUGGUGUGGAUUAAACUCUUUCGAUAAGAAGAAAGAAAAAAAGCAUAAGGACGAGUUGGGCUUUUUUUUUUAAAAGGAUGUAACACGCUUGGAUGCAUUUUUAUUUUUUAAAACAUUUUGAUUAUUCAUUCAAACGUCCAAAUUUUAGGUUUUUUUUUUUAAAAAUGCGACGUUAUUUUGGCUCUUUUUGAAAAGAAUCCAUCCACCCUAUGUUAUAGAAAUUCCUUUUUUCCCAACCUCCCCCCCAACCCUCCUCUUUUGAUGGAAUCUGUGGAUAUGUUAUUACUAAGGAAAUAGAGGCUGCUUGUGUUUGCUGCCUGGACUCGGAUCCCGGAUUCUUCAUGAUUUGCGGACGACAUGCUCGUUUUUUAGCCGGGGAACCUUCUUCUCGUCCCGCAUGUUCAGGACCAAACGAUCGGUGCUCGUCCGGCGACUCUGGCGGAGCCGUGCGCCCGGCGGCGGGGAGGAGGAGGAAGGUGAGCCCGGCGAAACAGCCGCGGACAGCCGGGCGCAUGGGGCUGGAGGCGGCCGGGGCUGCUGCAUGGGCAAGUCGGGGAAGAUCAUCACCAAGGCUCACCUCGGCUCGGAGGCGGAAUUGAAAGCGCUGACCCACGCGGUCCUGAAGAGGCUGAAGGAGAAACAGCUGGAGGUGCUCUUGCAAGCGGUGGAGUCCAAAGGGGGCGCGCGGACCUCCUGCCUCCUCCUGCCGGGCAAGGUGGACUCCAGACUGGGUCAGCAUUGGUACUCUCUCCCUUUGCUGCUGUGUAAAGUAUUCCGGUGGCCGGAUCUCAGGCAUUGCUCGGAAGUGAAGAGGUUAUGUUGCUGUGAAUCUUAUGGAAAAACUCACCCGGAGCUGGUCUGCUGCAAUCCCCACCACCUCAGCAGGCUCUGUGAACUAGAGUCUCCCCCUCCACCCUACUCCAGAUAUCCAAUGGAUUUUCUCAAACCAACUGCAGAUUGUCCAGACUCUGUGCCUUCCUCCACUGAAACAGGGGGAACUAAUUGUCUAGCCCCUGGGGGGCUUUCAGAUUCCCAAGUUCUUCAGGGGCCGGGGGAUCGGUCACACUGGUGCGUGGUGGCAUACUGGGAAGAGAAAACGCGUGUGGGCCGGCUGUAUUCUGUCCAAGAGCCCUCCCUGGAUAUCUUCUAUGAUCUACCUCAGGGGAACGGCUUCUGCCUCGGACAGCUCAAUUCAGACAACAAAAGCCAGCUGGUGCAGAAAGUCCGCAGCAAAAUUGGCUAUGGCAUCCAGCUGACUAAGGAAGUGGACGGCGUGUGGGUAUACAACCGCAGUAGUUACCCUAUCUUUAUCAAGUCGGCCACACUGGACAACCCCGACUCCAGGACGUUGCUGGUUCACAAAGUUUUCCCAGGAUUUUCCAUCAAGGCUUUUGACUAUGAGAAGGCAUACAGCUUACAGAGACCUAACGACCAUGAGUUCAUGCAGCAGCCAUGGACCGGAUUUACUGUUCAGAUCAGCUUUGUGAAAGGCUGGGGCCAGUGCUACACAAGACAGUUUAUCAGCAGUUGCCCAUGCUGGUUGGAGGUUAUUUUUAAUAACCGAUGACUUGAGACAGAGUGGACUCAUGACAUUAUAACUACUUUGCUGCUAAUAUUUCCUUCUGAGUGCUUGCUUUUCAUGCAAACUUUUUUGUUUGUUUGUUUGUUUGUUUGGUGUUUUGUGUUGUUUUUUUCCCCUCCCCUGUUUUGAGAAAUAGCUUAUGGAAAGAUUUUUGCCUUGGUAUUUUGAUAAAUAUAUAUAUAUAUUUUUAAUGUGUGAAUGACCAAUAACUCAGAAGGGGGAAGAGAAGAUGUGGGAGGGGAUUACAUAAAAUAAUCAUUUAAUGCCACUGAAAUUGUUACCCUCAGCGAUUGGUGGAAUUCAGUCACAUGCUGUUUGUUACAGCUCCCUCAUAAAAAGGGUUUAUACGUGUUUUUGGCACACCGGAGGUCUUCUGCUGCCAGAUGUCUCGUCGUCCCCCUUGUCAUGCGGAGUGCUCGCACACACAGGGCCAUCUUGCUGUAGCUUCUGCCUACAGCGGUGGCACAUUCCCGCUGCUACUUGUCAAAGUGCAGCAUCUUCACUCCUGUGAUGGUAAACCAAGUUCCUCCCCCCCGGCGACCACCCUGCAUUGUCCCUGACACAGAACAAAUGUAUGUGCCGGUGCACCCAGGAGGCAUCAGGAGCCAAUGCAGCAAAGUGAAACUCUAUCGUUCAGUUCCUUGCUCCUCUUUUGUUUGUUUUUUUCAUCUUUUUUCAUGUAUGCUUGUUGCUUUAUUUAAAGAUCACGUCUUGUCACUGUUAUGCCAACAGUCCAUGGUGGAAGCAUGGGUUUUGGAAGACACAUGCCCACACUUUGAGUGCUUUUAUUGUUUUAUUGAUACUAUGAGGAAAAAAAAACAUGCAUGGCCCAUGCUUUUCAAUUUGAGCUGAGAUGCAACCUUGGUGAGAAAACAGAAACCUACAAAAAGCAAGCAAACAAACAACAACAAAAACUGGGGGAAAAAUGUAUUCAUGAUCUUUGGUCCAUCAUAACCUGCCUUGAUCAGGUUAGAGCGAUACCAGUCGUAUCCGGAAAUGCAGUCGCUCUUUCAUUUCUUCUUGAAUUCAUACACUAGUAUGAUACUUUUACACUGUUCUUAGCUCAAUGAGCAUGUUUAGACCUUAACAUAAGCUAUUUUUCUAAAUAUAAAGGUUUAAAUGAACAAGAGAAGCAUUCUCAUUGGAACUUUAGCAUUGUAGUGCUUUGGAAAUAAAACAAAAGAAAAUGGAAAAAAAAAGGACUCCUUAAAAAAAAAACCUUGAGAUUUAUUAAAGAAAAAAUGUAUUUUAUGUUAUAUAUAAAUAUAUUAUUACUUGUAAAUAUAAAGACGUUUUAUAAGCAUCAUUAUUUAUGUAUUGUGCAAUGUGUAUAAACGAGAAAAAUAAGAAAGAUGCACUUUGCUUUAAUAUAAAUGCAAAUAACAAAUGCCAAAUUUAAAAAAAAAAACACGAGAUUGGUGUUUUUUUCUAUGGGUGUUAUCAUCCAGAUGAAUGUUUUUUCUAAAGGAGUUUAUGUUCCAUUAAAAAAUAAAAAUGUACACUUGA
Caretta caretta (loggerhead turtle) is the source of this 3863-nucleotide messenger RNA. RefSeq names its product SMAD family member 7 (gene SMAD7). Gene Ontology annotation, cellular component: heteromeric SMAD protein complex. Lineage: Eukaryota; Metazoa; Chordata; Testudines; Cheloniidae. The record is from RefSeq and is a predicted model, not a curated record. Gene Ontology annotation, molecular function: transcription regulator inhibitor activity; I-SMAD binding. Gene Ontology annotation, biological process: anatomical structure morphogenesis; SMAD protein signal transduction; regulation of transcription by RNA polymerase II.